AUGAGCCCAGUGCAAAUGAAGGUGUUGCCUCAAGCAGUCCUCCAAAGCCCAGGAGAGCAUCCCAAGUUCAUAGAGGAGCCUCUUUGCCCCCCAUUAGAGUCUGCAAGGAUUCAUUUGAUCAAAGACAAAGAUGCCAUAGAUGAUUAUUUGGCGAAGAAUAUCAAAGGGGUGUCAGCACAAGAAGCCGCAGCUUACAGGAAUUCAUACAAGAAGAACAUCUGCAUAGACAUGCUGCGCCGGGGUUAUCACAAGUCCUUCUCUGAGCUCCUCACUCUGAUCCAGAAGUGGAAUGCCUUCAGGGAGGCUGCAGGGCCUGGGUCAGCCAUAUGGCAUGAGAAGUCCCUGGAGGAGCAGCCUGAUAAGCUGGAUCAGCUUUCCCACUUCCUGACCGGGGCUGAGGCAGCCCGGCGAGCAGGGCACUAUGAGAAGGUGUAUGAUAACCAGCUUAGCUUGGCCUGCUGUUUCAAUGACCCUGAGGACAAAUGGUUGAGUAACUACUUCUAUGAGCAAAGCUAUCACACAGCUCAAUUAGUAGAAGUUGAUGGUGGGAAGAGAAAGGCACAAGGAUAUCUAAACAUGGGCCUCCUUGAAGAGGAAGAAGGUCAUGUCACAAAAGCUGCUAAGCAUUUUGAAACCUUUUAUGAGCUAACAGAGGGCACAUCCUGGAAGGAUGAGACAGGCCACACUUACACUUCACUGGCGUGUCAGCAUCUCUGGAGAAUUUAUACAUUGCUAGCAGACAAAAUGCUGGAAAAUAAAGAACACGAAGAGGCCAUCAAAAUGCUAAUAAAAGCUUUAAAGAUGGCCAAAGAAGGAGGUGAUAUAAAGAUGCAUGGAGAAGCAGUCUAUUGCUUAAGUCUGGCAUAUCAUUUUUGUGGAGAAAAUGAGACAGCAUUAGCAGUUUUGAACACCUCUGUAGAAAUCUUCACAAGCCUUUGUGAUUCUGCUGGCCUGGGCAGAGCAUAUGCAGCUGUAGCCAAGAUCCUGGCAAGUCAGGGAAAAUCAAGUGAGGCUGUGAAGUACUUGGGAGAGUUUAUGAAGGAUGCUGAGAGUGCUAAUCUAGGCCAAAGCCUGGUGGAUGCAAAUGUCCUACUUGGAAAAGUUCACAAUGAAAGAGGGAACUAUAACGAAGCUCUGGAACAUUUCAGUCAGGCCUCUGAGGCAGCGAAAGCUUUGAACAAUUUGCCCUUGGUGGCUGAAACAGAGAGUUACUGUGGCAUUGCCAAGGCUCAUCAGCUGAUGGUGCCGUUCAACAGCCACGUAGCAGCUGCAGCCGAUCCCCUCAGCCUGCAGUGCCUGCUGGCAUGGAAGCAAAACAGAAGUGACAUGUGCACUGACCCUCUUCCAGGCGGCCUGGAGUCUCCAGGAGCUGAGGAGGAUCCUGGGGGGGACAAGUCUCAAGUGGUGCCAGCAGCUGCUCAUCCUCCAGCUCAGUUCUGCAACUUGGUCUCCUGCAGCAUAGGAGAUGUGGGACAGAAAACCAACAUCCAGCAGAUUUUCAGUAGCACAUGGGUGAGCCAGAGACUAGGAACUGGAGCAUCCUAA
This is a messenger RNA of Melozone crissalis (California towhee), 1545 nucleotides long. RefSeq names its product tetratricopeptide repeat domain 29 (gene TTC29). The coding region runs from base 1 to 1545 and encodes 514 amino acids. The transcript is spliced from 11 exons. Gene Ontology annotation, molecular function: protein binding. The record is from RefSeq and is a predicted model, not a curated record. NCBI's taxonomy places the organism in Eukaryota, Metazoa, Chordata, Aves, Passeriformes, Passerellidae.